CUUGGAUCAUGCAUUUCUAUGGAUAUUUGUUGUAAUAUUUUUGAUUUAAUGCAUGCACCAUGGUGACUUAAUACACAUACAGUAUUCAAAUUCAAUGAUUGCAGUUCAGUGUCAUCAAAUUGUACAACAUGUUAUAUCUAAUGUUCAAAUCAUUGUAAAACACUUGCGGAAUGAUUUAGUUGAUAUCUUACUUUGCCGUUAAUGUUUAACGUAAGGUUAGAGUCCGCUUGCUGAGCGGUCAUUCACGCAGUCUGACUUUUUUCUUCUUUUUGCUGAAGAGAAAUACCUUGACUGACACACACACACACGUCAUGCGAGUGAAGAAUCCUUGGAACUGGAAAUAUAAACAGUUGGGUAGUCAACAAUUGUGGAACAUUUAAUCGACACAAGGACUCUUGACGAGGAGAAUGAAGGCUCGGGCCCCACCCCCACCAGUGGCCCCUCGUCACAUUUUUGCAAACAAUGUAUCUGAUGCGGGCGGGACACUGGGCAUGGAAUCCAAAGAGAACAUCAUGAGGCCCACUGUGGAUUUUGAGUUGACACUACCGCAGGGAUACCAGACAUAUAUAACUGAAGAUGGGAGUAAACCGCUGAUGGACUUGCUGGUUGACCUGUGUAGCCGCUACCAUCUUAAUCCAGCACUGCACACCCUGGAACUACUGUCGCCUGAAGGCCACUCCUUGGCAUUCAAGCCCAACCUGCUGCUGGGCUCCCUCAAUGUGGCCGGUGUCCUCAUCAAGGAGAAAGCCUGCGAAGAGAAAGUGGUGCGCAGACUGGCACCGAAAGUCCCUGAGAAAACAGUGCGUUUGAUGGUGAACUAUCAUGGCAGCCAGAAGGCAGUGGUACGCGUCAACCCAUUGGUACCACUCCAGGCCCUGAUACCGGUCAUCUGUGAAAAGUGCGAGUUUGACCCUACAUGUGUCCAGUUCCUGAAGGACAGCAUCAGUCGCCAAAAGUUACCGCUGGAUCAGUCUUUAACACAGCUGGGAAUUAAGGAGCUCUAUGUUCAUAUUCAGAGUCUAGUUCUGCAGCCUAAAAUGGCUUCUACUCCAUCGUUAAACUCUUCAGAUACCAUCUGCUCUGGCACUAACAGUUUGGACAGGGGGUCGAAGAAAGGCCUUUUGGGUUUUUUCCAGUUUGGAAAGAGGAAAUCCAAGACAGAGUGUACAUCUUUGGGCAUGGAUGACUCUAAUGAUAAAAUAAUCCAAAAUGAAGACCAAAGAUCCGCACUAUCAGCAGUCCAAGCUGUUCCCAACAAAGUGGAUCAACCUCGUACCUUAGACCCAUCACACUCAGUCAUGAAUGUUUUCAGGACAUCACCAAAGUGUGACACCAAGAAGAGGAGGGCACCAGCACCCCCUGCAGGGUCCCUGACCUUCUCGAGUAGUUUGGAGAGUUAUCAGAUGGGCUCUGUCUCAGAAUGCCAGCAGAGGAAAAGAAAGGCUCCAGCCCCUCCUUUGACCCCGGAUUCCAUCACCCCAGACCCUUAUGGUGCACCUACUUCAGCUACUUCCACCCCUGAUAGCCAAACAAGUGAAAACCAUUCUCCAGCCUUCUGCACUAAGAUGCCCCAGUCAACCACAAUCUCUUCUUCCGCUGUAAAAACAACAGCGAAGCCACAAUCCCCGAAGCUCAAGGAUCACCCUCCAUCUGUUUUCACUGUUGCACCCAUCAGUGCCUCCCCAACUCCUAGCAGCAGCACUGCCGACAGUCAAGUUCUUCAGGACUCCAGCUCUGAACUCAGCCACAGCCCUGACUCCGAUCUUGACACAGAUGACGUUGUUUCCCAUUAUAGUACCCUCACUAGCAGUACCAGUACUGCAAGCGGAUCGGUGCAUAGCAAACUCCCGACAAAAAGUUCCAGUACCAAAAUUAAGGAAUUAGAUAAGGUUAGCAAUAGGAUCUCCAGGGCAGCGAGUGAGUCAGUCCUUAACCUUCAACUGGAUGAAGUUGAAAGCAACGGACACGGUACAAUGGGAACAACUGGUCACCCAGCGCCACCCAAGCCCCGUCGAUCGCCAGCCUGGGAACACCCAACCCUAUCAACCCUUCCUCUGUUCUCACCUUCAGAAACCAGUGCCCCACAGAGCACCGUCGAGGAGGAGGAAGACGCUUCACAGUCUUGGCUCCAUUCUGUAAAGGGCAUGGGAGCCAAUGUCCAGGCCACUGAAACUAAAACACCUGAGGCUGAGACUUUGUCCCUGGGAAACAGCAGCAGUGGCAGCAGUUUGCCAGAUCAAGGUUAUGCCGCUUCUGAGGGAAUGGUAGAUGGUGACGACUCAGGCCUGGUGAGCUCCCCAUGUGACACCCAUCCCACAUCCCCAGACGGGAGUUUGUUUUUGGAUAGAGGUUUUGGAGCCAGAAGAGAGCGACUGACGAGGCCUGUCCAAGACAUUUCCAGUGACAGUGAUGAAGGAUGUGCCACCUGGGGAUCAAAUCACGGUCAAAGCAACCUCCAGGCAAAGUCACGAAACAUAAAGAGCACCUUUGAAGAGAAAUAUAAAUGGCUCCAUCAGAUGCACAUGGAAGCAGACGUUUCAGUGAUUCACAGUGUGCCAGUAUCUGCAGUGGACAUGAAUGUUCCUGUAACUGCCAUAGAUGAAAUACUGGAAGACUUUAAACCUCUUGUCGAAGACAAAAAGGCAACAAUACUCACUGGGAGCAAGUUAACAUAUCAUCAAGGUUCAGAAAGUGCUGCAGAGUGGCGCAACGAAAACAAUAAUGCUUGCACAGCAGCUUCCACGAAAAAAAGUUGCAUUGUGAAUGCUAAUCUUGAUCAGUGUAGAAUCACACUGGGAAAUGGGUCAAGUGGGUGUACAAAUGAAGAGAAAAAUGAAGAUGUGAAAGAGGAUACACAAAGACCAUUAUCAGUGAAACCUUGCAAGUCCCAGGAACACAGCAAAAGUGUGCCGCUAAAAACUCUCAGAUCUGAUCCCAUGACGUCGAAGAGUAACACUCAUUGUUUACACGAGGACAGUGUCGUCCUGUCCCAAGCCAACCAGAGAUCAUUGUCCACGGAAAAAGUAGACAAUACCAGUGUUUACCAAAAUAACUCCAGCCCAAGUAUGUUGCCCAGGAAAGUUACUUGCAAUCCCACCUCUCGAUUUGGAAUGAAAACAUUCACUGUUGUUCCUCCCAAGCCUUCUGUCAUGCAAGGUGGUACUCAAAAUGCGUCUGCCACAUUAACUGCUGGUGCUCUUAAAAUUGAUGAGCAAGGAAAUAUCAUGAAAAUGUUUGGUCACCCCAACGGAGUCGUUGAUGCAACACAAUCAGGAAUUACCAGAACUGAGGAGUGUCCACUUGUCGGAAAAGCCAAAGCCUUUUGGAGCUGCAGUGAAAGACAAGAAUGUGCCCUUCCUUGCAGCACAGGUGUGACAGACAAGGCAAGGAGGAGCUUUGAGAACACUGAAAAUGCUGGCAAUGCUGUGGUGACAUUGUCCACCGAUCGACGGGAACUCCUGAAAACACAACGCGCAAUUAUAAAUACUGCAAUCAGUGCCGCGCCCAAAGAGGCUGGUAGAAAAGUCAAUGACACAGUGAAUAGUGUCAUAAGUCCAAAAGAGCCCCAAGCAGAAAUUAGUAAAGAUAUUUCAGUAGCUGAGAGAAUUAAGCAACCACAACCAACACUCCCUUCAGACCUUCCUGCCUUCCUCAGACCAACCCGACGUACAUCAAGCCAGUAUGUGGCUUCUGCCAUCAAUAAAUACACCCCCAUGACAUCAGCAAAACCCAAAAUGGUGUCUUCGCCAUCCCAGUCCACUCCUUUAACCCAACAUGUUGCCUUCCAUACACUGGGUCACUCCAUACAAGUGAAUCCACGCCAGUCCUCCAAGAUAUCAUUGACAGAUAACAAGUUUAAUCAAGAGGGUCUUCACCGCCCUGGUCCUGUGAGGUCCAUGAGCCACCCCGAAUUUGCAUCAGAAAGCCAAAGAGAAGUGGGAGAUGACAAGGAAGGAAAUUGUGGCGAAUCCAUCAACGACAGCUCCUGUUCACUAGGACCAGUAUCGGACAGAAUUAAACACUUUCAGUUGAGUGCUACCACUCAGAUAGCCAUCGUCGAACGGGAUAGUCGAGAUGUCAAAGCGAAUCAGUGCAGAAGCCCCAGCCUUACGCGCAGGUCUCAUCAACAAUCAACUGCCAAACCCCUGACAGCCACUCAUCAAACAGCGGCGGCAAAGCCAGAACCGUCACGUAGUAUGUCAGACAGUGCUGUCAUUCCUGGACCUCCACCUGUCAACAUAUUUGGACCAGUUAAAAAGUUUAAGCCAGUGGUCUGUCGCUCAAUUGAGAAAGAUACCUCUCUGCACAGUCACCUCAUGGAGGCCAUCCAGGCAAGAGGUGUCAAGGACAGGCUCAGGAAGACAUCCUCAUCUGGUGCCAGAAGCAUGAAGGAAGCUUUUUCUGACGAGAAUGAGAGGUCUGCUCUUCUUGCUGCGAUUAGAGCCCAGAGCAGCACUGGAAGGCUGAGGAAGAUUAAAUCUGGAGCUUCUGAUGAGUUAGAAAAGUUCAGGUCAGCUUCGGGGGAGCACCAAAGACCACUUUCUUCAACUUGCACUUCUCCUGUCUUUACAACAUCUCCGCCGCCAUCCACGCUCGCGACUUCUCCUACUCCUCCCACCGCCUUGCACCGGUCGAAGCUUACCACUGUGGAUCGUCCGAAUGCCAAUGCCCUCAUGAACCCCGCCUUGGCCAGGGAGGCUAUGAUGGAGGCCAUCCGUUCUGGAUCUGCUGCCGAGAAGCUCAAAAAGGUUGCAGCACCCACAAAGACAGUCAAAGUGAAUGGCAGACUGGGAACAAUGCAGGCGACCUCUUCCAAUCUUCCCCGGGAAUAAACUUACCAUCACAAGCAAAACAUUUACAAAAUUCUUUUGUUGGGUGUGUUUUACCACAGAGCUUUGGAAUGGACAUUUAUCAAACUGGUCAUGUUAAGUCAAUAUCAUAGAUCCAAAUGCAUGACAUGAAUAGGGCAGAUAUGCAGGGGGUGGGAGGGGGGGUUCCAGUUCCUAAAGUCCUUCACAGCUCUUGACUUCUUGUGUGUCACCUCCUAAUUAGAGAAGUGCAAGACUACGACGACAACAUGUCGGGAAACGUAUUUUGAGCGUAGUUUGUGAAUGCCGUCCUACCCGAGGAAUGUUUUGUUGCACACAUUCGUCUGAUAAAGCUGUCGCAGGUGAAAGGUUUGACACUUUUCAUUCGUAAAAUCAGAGUUAUUUGUCAGCUCGGUUAGCGGCAGCCUUCUGGGAAAUUGUGUCCAUCUUGAUAACACAAAAACUUGCUUGCUAUCUUUACUCUGGCUUUUGCGGUUUUAACUGGCGCGUGACGCAAAAAUAAGUGCCAAUGAAAGCAGAAUAGUUCACAUGGUCUGUGCUGCUUCCAUAGCCUAUUCUUUUGUUCUGUUUGUUUUAUUUUUAUUUACUGCAGCUGAGACUUGGAUGCCUUCUAGUGUUGUGUUGCUCAGUGUUAUUAUGUACAAAAAUGUUUUCUGUAAGCAUUCCAACUGCGGUGCAAUACGUUAACGUUAGUUUAUCCUUAUUUGAAAUACUGAACAUGUUGAAAUACACUUAAGAGUGUAUUUUCUGUCAAUAUGGUAAAGAAUGCCAACUUUUUCAGUCAUGCUGGUGUGGGGACGAAAAAGAUGCCUUGGUGCCUUUUAGCUUAUAAUGCUACUGUUUGGGCUUUGAACUUUUGUGCUGCUGUUUAACACAAAGCGCUUCACGUGCAUAAGUGUUCUCUGGAAGGAUGUUCAAUACAAACAUACUGUAUAUAGUACAAGAGAAGGAGCUUACAGUUGAUGUUUGCAUUCACAACUAGGAUCUUAAGGUGAAAUUGUUUUUGGUUUUCCUUUAGUUGUUAAAGAAGUGCAUGUGCAAAUGUUGCCAGUAGAGCAGGGAAAUUAGUUAUUGAACAAAUAGCAUUUGAUUCGUGCAUACUGGCUUUGCAAUAUUCAUGUCAUGCAACAUAGCAGUUUUAGGAAAGCAGUAGAGAAUAGUGCAAUUGUUACCGCAUUUGAUACCUCGAUGAAAAGUUUACAGUUUGGAGGAGCUGUAUUUGAUUUUGGAAGAGUUCAUUGCUGCCAUCAACAUCGAUUUGGAUUUUCUGUUUAUACCGAAUACGUUUCAGAAUGGCAACCUGACUGACAACACUGAAAGCAUCCAUUUGCAGGUGCUGAAUGAAAUGAGUGAAGAGAUUUGAAUUCCUAAUUUUUUAAAAUAAUAUUUUAAUUUAUGCUCCAUGUUUUUUAAGCUAAAACAUAUAUUCAUUUGUUUUAUCCAGAGAAUACAACCGAGAUUUUUUUUGUUGUUAAUUAUACAGUAUUUUUGCUUUAUGAUUUGAUUGACAUAUAAUAGACCACAUUUUGAAGUAGCAUUGUAUAUUUUGUAAACAAAUGAUGAUCACUAUGGCUCGAGAUUUGUAUUGUUAGAAGCUCUUUCAGCUAAUGGCUAGAGAUUUAUACAAGCCACUACAUCCCCCCACCCGAAAAAAAGGUUUGCACAAUGACUUUGUCUACCUAAUUUUUGAUUGAAUAAAUACUUUUGUAAUUGCACAGUG
Molecule: messenger RNA, 6549 nt
Organism: Hippocampus comes (tiger tail seahorse)
Lineage: Eukaryota; Metazoa; Chordata; Actinopteri; Syngnathiformes; Syngnathidae
Gene: cobl
Product: cordon-bleu WH2 repeat protein
Exons: 17
Coding region: 408-4832 (1474 amino acids)
Biological process (GO): actin filament polymerization; actin filament network formation
Cellular component (GO): axonal growth cone; actin filament; plasma membrane
Molecular function (GO): actin monomer binding
Source: RefSeq, a predicted model, not a curated record